This is a messenger RNA of Closterium sp. Naga37s-1, 810 nucleotides long. The record is from the annotation of a GenBank genome assembly. NCBI's taxonomy places the organism in Eukaryota, Viridiplantae, Streptophyta, Zygnematophyceae, Desmidiales, Closteriaceae.
AUGGCUGCUCAAAACUCCUCCGACUUCCUUCAAGGGGCCCUCGCCCUCGCCUGCACUCUUCCCCCUCCCUGCAGCGCGCAUUACUCCGCCUCCGCGCCCACCCUCUCCGCGGAUUCCGCCGUCCUCCCCGCCUCCGCGCUCCCCUUCUCCCCCCUCUCUCACGCCCUCCUCCGCAUGAGCGCAACCACCAAGCCAUUCGCGCUCCGCGCCACCUCCCCCUCCCCUCUCCGCGACCUCCAGCAAAUCGCCGAGCGCCACGUGGCACUCGCGCGCCAGUUCGCGUUGGGAUUCGCGCAGGAGGUGGCGGAAGCCGCACUCGACCACCUUGCUGACGUGUACUACGCGCUGAUGCUGCAACCGAACGCGCCUUUCGCCGCCGUGAUUCCCGGCGAUACUGUAGCGGAGCUGGUCGUCACACAGGGAAUCUACAGCUUCCUUAACCUGUACAACACUGUGCUUAUAGUGAGGAUUCUCCUCACCUGGUUCCCCAACGCUCCUUCCGCCAUCGUCAGCCCCCUCAGCACCAUCUGCGACCCCUACCUGAACAUUUUCCGAGGGUUGAUUCCCCCAAUUGGGGGAACCCUCGAUCUAUCGCCGAUUCUGGCUUUCGUGGUGCUCAGCGCGUUCACCAACGCGUCUGUCGCCCUGCCCGCGGAAAUGCCCGAGGGUGAGGCUCCCGGGGCGGAAGUGUCAGGGGGAAGGGGCGGAAUGCUGGGCGGCAGGCGCAGGCGUCCUGUAAGGCUCACGCGGGAGCAGAGGGAGAAGAUGCGCGCAGCUUCAAGAGCAGCUGAGCAGGGCCAGGAGGCUUAG